GUGAUGGUUAGCAGGCGGCCGAAAAGGGCUACUUCGGCGCCGUUUUAAGAGUCCUGCUAACCAACUCCCGUCUUGGCAUCAAGUGAGCAUAUUCCCACAACCACAGGCUUUCCCUCCACGCCCCUCAACGCUAGUCUCAAAUGGGACUUUUGUUGCUAUUUGGUUCAACAUCAUCUAUCAAGACACUCUCACUGCAGUUGCAAAGGGUAGCCGGUUUUGGCUCCCCUUGACCAUCUUGUUUUCAAGAAUUUAUAGAUCCCAUUGUGCUGACUGUGUUCUUCCCUGCUUCCAUCCUUUCUCCCACAAGCAUCUCUUGCAGCACUUCCCAUUCAUAUGAGGUCUGUCUUCAUCCACAAAGCCACUGUUACUCUCACCUUCUUUAUCUUCUACUCCAGAUUUUCUUUUUGUUGCCAGUUUCCUGCGGGCUGUGUCUGUAACGGCUCAGCCCAGCGCCUUCAUCAGCAAACAUCAUCAACACGGCAAACAAUACCAUGGAAGCAAUCAAGACAAACAAGCUGCUUAGCGAGACCACACACAACCAUAUGGGACUUCUUCACGUAAAUAGACUGCCUCUUAUUUUCUUAUCUUCUCCAGAUUCGAUAUUCUCGUCGAUGGCUACUAGUUGGUUUAGACAGGAAUAUCAAUUCGUUAAUAUCUUCUAGCUAUGACAGAC
Messenger RNA from Aspergillus ruber CBS 135680, 673 nucleotides. RefSeq lists its product as uncharacterized. Bases 492 to 662 code for a protein of 56 amino acids. Lineage: Eukaryota; Fungi; Ascomycota; Eurotiomycetes; Eurotiales; Aspergillaceae. The record is from RefSeq and is a predicted model, not a curated record. The transcript has a single exon.